GAGUAUGUAUUUUUCAUUCCCAUGUUGUGUGACGCAUAUAAAUACUCAAUUUACUUCAAAUUAUUCUAAUAAAUAAGUAGUUUACUUAUAAAUUGUGAUUAUCAGUGAAUUAAAAAUAAUAUAUACUUUACAUUUAAAGAAUUACACGAAUUGAAUGUAAUUUUUUGUGUGUUCAAUGUCAUUUCGAUAUUUCUAUAAAUAACCUCAUUGUAAACAUGAACUUCAUUAGAUUCUAUGAAUUACUAUCGAAUAAUUUAUGUGUAAAAAGUUUGUACAACAAUCUCUAACGUUAUGACCCUUUCUACGGAGUUGAUUAGAAUGGUUAUGUGACAUUAUCUCAGUUAAAUCAGAUUUAGUAUUCUUAAUGGAGAAGAAAAGCUACAAUUAGUGAUUUCAACAUUUAUGAAAAAAAAACAUGCAAUGGAGUCGAAAAACUGUAAUCCAUAUGAGCAGAGAUUAUUAUCCGUUUACGAAAGCUGUUUAGAGAAAGGAGAAUCACAGUUGGGAGAAAAAGGUCUGAGAAUUCUCUGUGAAAAGCUUCAACUUGAAGAGCGUGGGACUGAAUUAAUUUCUAAUCUUUUAAAGCAAACUCCAACAAAAUAUACUAUUACCUUUGAAGAGUUUCGAAAUGGUUUGGUCAGUUUGUUAGACGAAUCACGAGAGGAUGAGAACAGUUUUCACGAUAAAGUUAUUGAUGACUCAUCAAUAAUGACUACGCUAAAGUAUGAAGAACCAACUAUACUAUCUCCUAUUCACAGAAAAAUCGGGCAAUUUUAUACUAGAAAUGGUAACAGAGAUGCUAACACGCUGAUAAUCAAUGGAGGGGUGUUAAACCAUAUUGAUGAGUCGGAAAAACAAAUGCUCGGUCAGAUAUUUCAGAAACUUGAUGUUGAUUGUGAUGGAUUGAUUUCAUUUAAUGAAUUUAUGUUAUUAUUUCAAGACGCUCAGAAUCAUGAAAAUCACUCAAUUCAUGCUGAAUGGGAAGAUAACUCUCCCGAUGAAUCGACAUGCGGGAAAAAUAGCCUUAAUAUACUUGGACCUGAUCAUACUGGUUAUAUUGAUAGUCGCAGUAUUAUAAAUCUAUGGCAAAUGGCAGGAGUUGCUGAUGGAAAAGCGUUAUUAAGGGAUCUCAGUUUUAAUACGGAUCAUAUCAAUCUUUCAGAUCUCCUGCAUGUAUUAAAUGAAGAAUUAAAGAGUUUACAACAUGAGCCAAAAGAUUCUAUUGUAAUAAAAACACAUGUAGAUCUUUUACGAGCAACCGUAGUGCUUUAUCAAGAAGAAGUUAAAUCAGUGAAUGGUUUAAUAGAUCAGUUAACAAAAGAAAGAGAUAAAUUGAAGGUUGAUGUUAUGGAAGCCAAUGAAAGAGCUGAUAUUCUUGCAGCAGAAAUAGAUGAAAAUCACGCAAAACUUGAGAAAUCUCGAUUGGAGCAAAUAAAGAUUCUUGAGAAUAAACAUGCAGAGUUAAUUAAAGACUUAACUUUACAACAUAGCUGCGAAAGGGAUGCUCAAAUGGCUACACUUAAAUUAUUAAAUGACCAACUCCAAGUGUCUCAGCAUGAGGAGCAGCAGAUUAAAAAUAAAUUAGCUGAUGCUUUGAAUGAUAAUCAAACUCUUGAAGCUGAUAAUCAAAAUCUUUCAGAUCAAGUGACUAAGCUCAAGAUAUCGAAUAAUCAAUUGUUAAUGCAGGUUCAAGCAUUAGCUGCUGAAUGUGAUGAAGCUGAAGCAAAUGAUGAAAGAGAAAAUGAACAGGUGAUAUCAUUAGUAGAUCGAAUUAAAAGACUUCAGAGUGAAUGUGCGUUAUUAAGAGACCAAAAUGAUGAAUUAACGUCAGAGUUAGAAUUAUUAAAAUCUAGAACGGGAGAUAACAGAAAAUCUUCAACAAUAAUUUCAUUUUCAGAUAGUGAAGAGUCUAAUAGUGUUACUGAUUAUGAACCACUUGCAAAACAAGUUCCUGAGUUUAAAAAUUUAGAAAAAUCUAAUCUUCAAGAUCAGUUAUCUUUAUCAGUUAAUUCAUGGUAUCAAAGUUCCAACGAACUCGAUGAGAAAAAAAUUUCAAAUAUUUCUCAAACUCUAGCUUCAAUUAUUAGUGAUCUUAAGACGCUUACUGUAGAUAACAAAAUUUGUACAUUAGAUUGCGCAUUAAGGCGUAACAUUUCUGAGAUAAUUAGUGAGUUAGAAACACAUGGCAAAGAAAUAAUUGCAGAAAAAAAAGAAGAUUCAGAAACAAUCGAAAAGAAUGAAGAAGAAGAAUGUGAAGAAAGAGCAAGUGAAUCACUUCGAGAUUUUGUUGUAAAUAGAAACGAAAAAUCGAGGAUUUUAAUUAUGUCUUCUCAUAGUAAUGAUGUUAUAAAUAAUCUUGAUAUUUUUAAUUCAAAAAAUAAAACUUCACGGUUGAGAGACUAUCCACCGAGAAGAGAAGAAAAUCAAAUCGAGCAGGUCAAGGUUGAAGAUAAAACUAACGUUAAUAUAAAUAAUACAGAAAGUGAUGUUGUUGAUAGUCCACAUAAUUCUGAUAGUUAUGAUAUUGAAGUAAUUAAAAAAGAUAGAGAUCGAUUAUCUGCUCUUCUUCAAGAACAAGAAACAAAACAUAAUAAUGAGAAAAAAAUGCUUCAGGAACAAUGCCAAAAACUUGAAAAUGAUUUAGAAUUAUUGAAGAAUGAAUAUUAUCAGUGUGAAGAUUAUUGGGCUGGAAAACUUGAAGAAGAGAGACAAAUAAUUGAACAAGAACAGAAAGUGACAGACGAAAAGCUCUCGGAAUUGAUUUCAAAAAUUGCUGAAUAUGAAGAACAGUUUAGUGCUGGUGAUAAGAGCCGUACCAACGGUAGACUGUCUCCAAUUGAAGAAAAAUUCAGUCUUGAACAGCAAUAUGUGGAUCUUGAGAAGGAGUUUGAUGAAUAUAAAAAACAUAUGCAAGAAGUAAUAGCAGAAAAAGAUAAAAGAUUAAAUAAUUUAGAAGAGGAGUUAAAAAAGUUCCAAAAAGAAAAAGCUGAUUUAAGCGUUCUAUUUUCUGAAGACCACAAAUGUAAAAGAACAGCUUACCAACCAGUUUACCAGUUUCCUCAAAGAGGAAAGCUUAACAAAAUUGCUGAACACUCUACUUCCAAUGAUGAUAUAUUGUUAGCUAAUGCUUUCCAUAGCGUUAUCUGUCAUAUAUGUGGUUCUUAUACUUCACCAAAAGAACUUUCAAGAAUGCAAGAUAUUGCUCAACGGCUUGUUGAAAAAAGAGUUGAGAGUAGUCUUGAGUGUAAUUCUCUCAUGGAGAAAAAGGAACGUUUGAUCAAAGAAUUAUUGAAUGCAACUAAUUUUUCAACUAAUCAACAAGGAUUAAGAGCGAAUAUCAAGACACUAGAAAAAAGGCAGAAAAGUCUUCGAAUUAGUUUAAAACGUUUGGAAGAGCAUACAAAUAAAAUAAUUGAAUACAUCUGGAAACAACGUGCUAGUGAGGUAUCAAAUUUAAAGCACAUGUUGAAUGAAACUCAAGAAUCUCUUGCUCAACAAGUUCAGAUAAAUACAAUAAAUAUGGAAAAACUCGUUAAGUCGGAUCUACUUUUGAAAGAUUUAUAUGUAGAAAAUACACAUUUAAAAGCUAAAGUUGAUCGUCUUGGAGAACGUUGCCAUAUGUUGGUUAAUAUUGAUUCAAAAUCGACGUCUGUAUGACCAUACGUUUAUUGUGCUCCUUUACUGUGCACUGUUUAGGAUUGAAUUACAUUCCGCUCUCUUACGAUUGAGAGCUACACUGAAAAAAAUUAUGAUUCAUCAAAGGAAAAUAAGUAUUGCACAGAUUUAGCCAUUUCUUCUUAAGUAAUUUCAAAAUAAAUAUUUCACUCUAAUUAUUAUUUUGUUCCAUUUAAAUUUCAACAGUUCUUUCUGUUUUAAGUAAACUAAUUUAUUUUUUUGUUAAUUAAAAUAUAUUCCUUGUUAUUGAGAUACUAAUGUAAUUAAAUGCUCAACUGUAAUUAUCAUUUUUCUUAGGUUUCGUUUCAACCACUUUCAUAAUGAAUUUUUUUUUUUCACGUCAAUACUUUUAGAUUAAAAAUUGUUAACAAAAUAAUUCAAAAGAAAAAUUGUCAAAUUAUAAAUAUUGUUAGAUGGUGGAGUAGUUAUUGAAUUUAUACAUCAUGUUGCCAUGUUUCUUCAUAAAGUGGCUAAUAAUUAACAAUACUAUCAUCGCCUUAUUGAAAUAACAUGAAAUAAUGGGUGCUGUUUAAUGAAUUUAUUUGAUAAUCAUAAAAAAAAAGUGAAUUAAAUGCCUUGAAUACGUUAAGAAUUUCAUAAUUCCAUAAAUAAUCUAAUUCCAUCCGAAAAUUUAUUGCUGUAAAUGGUAUUAUUAUAUUAUUAACAGAUAAUUCAUAACUAUUUUGAUUAAUUUCGUAUACAACUGGUACCAAGAAGGGAAUAAAAGUUUCUUGGAUGUUAAAUAAUUGAUAUUUUGAUACAUUUCGUGAUUUAUAUUUACAAGAAUAAUACGAUUAAUUCAUAAUUGUAUAAUAUUAAGUUGAAGUUUUAGAUGAACUUCAAGCUAUGUAUUAAUGAAUUAUUUUUAAGUCAUUUUAUAAAUAAAUUCAUCAUUUGAAUAUUUAACAUUGUAUAUUACGCCACCGUGGCACAUUACUAUGUUAGUUCAAUCAAUAAUGAAUAAUUAUUGAUUUAUUCAUUAUUCAUUAAUGAAUUAUUAUUAUCGAGAAACGCACGAAUUCCAAUAUAAUUCUACCAAAGAAAGAUAUGUGCGCAGCUAGAUAAUGAAAUUAUAAUUUAGUUGUUUUUUAGUAACUAAGUUGUAAUUGAAAAUUAAUGUAAAUAUGACACAAUAAAAAUUUAGAAAUCAUCCGAGUUAAAAGAUAUGCUAGAGAAUUGUCCACAUGAUCUGGCACUAAAAAUGUUGUAAUUUCUAAAAACUAUUAUUUACAAUAAUAAAUGUUCGACUGAAUAUAAAUAAAA
Molecule: messenger RNA, 4938 nt
Organism: Chelonus insularis
Lineage: Eukaryota; Metazoa; Arthropoda; Insecta; Hymenoptera; Braconidae
Gene: Bsg25D
Product: blastoderm-specific gene 25D
Exons: 2
Coding region: 403-3657 (1084 amino acids)
Biological process (GO): microtubule anchoring at centrosome
Cellular component (GO): centrosome
Molecular function (GO): calcium ion binding
Source: RefSeq, a predicted model, not a curated record